AUGAGAAACUUGGCAAAGCAAAUGAACUUCACAGCCAUUUCUGGCAGUCCCAAGGACGGUGAAGAAUACGGUUAUAUGUUUGAAACUAAUGGCACCUUUACUGGCUCACUGGGCGACAUUCUAUAUGACAGAGCUGACAUUUCACUCAAUUCUCGUUUUGUGAAAGAAUACGGAACGAAAGAUAUUGAGUACACUUUUCCCGUUGGUUUUGAUAAUCUCUGUAUCGUAGUGCCGAAGGCUGAACGUCUCCCAAAAUGGCUUGCAUUUUUCAGAGUAUUUCCCUUACACGUCUACCUCGCCCUUGUCUGUGUGUAUGUAGGCUCCUGUAUAAUAUCUCAUAUUCUACAGAAGUUAUAUUCUUUCUUUAUGCCUGUUAACAAAGACACCAGUUUAAUUUCCACGUUUAUAGAAAUGUUACCCCUAUUCCUAUCACUCUCCUUCGUUCGAAUUCCUUUGUCUCGAUCACAGAAAGUAUUUGUGAUUACGUGUCUUGUAUUCGGGAUAAUUACAACUUCGUUGUUUCAAGGGAAACUUGUCACUGUGCUAUCAAAGCCUGACUACUAUCCUGAUGUCAACACGCUAGAAGAACUGGAUGCCAGUGGUUUAGUCAUUGCUACAGGAUCUAUCAAUUUAAUCGAGAACACAUUCAGUGCAGAAGAGUCGCCUCUUGUGAAACACCUCAGUAAUAAAGUAACCUACCUUAGUACAAAGGAAGGCGUCGCUGAUUACGUCGCUAAGCACAAAGACACGGCUGCGUUAACUCGACUAAGCAAUGCAAUAUAUAAUGUACUUAUUUAUCGCAAUUCAGAUGGAACUUUGCUAUUACAUAUCGUUCGAGAAUUUCCAAGGACGUAUUCUCUAGCGUACAUAGUGCCUAAGGGAUCCCCGUUUUUGUUCAGAAUCAACCACAUAAUAACACAGCUUGUAGAAUCAGGUAUUGUAGAUAAGUGGAGUAAGGACACUUAUUUCAAUAUGACAGCAUUUCAAAGAAGUGAAAACAGUGGCAGUGAUUCACUCAAAGUGUUUUCUAUGGAAGAUUUGCUGGUGGCCUUCCUGAUACUUGCUUGUGGACUUCUCAGUAGUGUCAUUGCGUUCUUUGUGGAGCUAACAGUGCAACGUGUUGCGUCUCGAAAAAGGAUCAAAUACAAGACAUUUACUUCGUCUCACGAACACACUUUGCUUCAAAAUGAUUAUGUCCAGCCCUCAUUUAGAAAUUAUAAAAUAUGA
Zootermopsis nevadensis is the source of this 1227-nucleotide messenger RNA. RefSeq names its product ionotropic receptor 40a. The record is from RefSeq and is a predicted model, not a curated record. NCBI's taxonomy places the organism in Eukaryota, Metazoa, Arthropoda, Insecta, Blattodea, Termopsidae.